Messenger RNA from Pseudophryne corroboree (corroboree frog), 5092 nucleotides. It is a transcript of the gene PLEKHG3, whose product is annotated as pleckstrin homology and RhoGEF domain containing G3. Lineage: Eukaryota; Metazoa; Chordata; Amphibia; Anura; Myobatrachidae. The record is from RefSeq and is a predicted model, not a curated record. Bases 161 to 4498 code for a protein of 1445 amino acids. Gene Ontology annotation, biological process: regulation of establishment of cell polarity. Gene Ontology annotation, molecular function: small GTPase binding; guanyl-nucleotide exchange factor activity. The transcript is spliced from 19 exons.
CUGGCUGCGAGAGGCUCGUGGUCCGGACUCUCCGGGUGCGGUUUGUGCAGCCAGCGGGACCGGGAUCGCCUGGUGAUGGAUGGCAUGGACCCGAUCAAGAUUCCGAAUUGACUGGACUGAGAGGGGUCUGUUUUAGGCAGUUUGCUCACAGACUUCACCAAUGGAGGGUGAAUGUAAUCUUCAGGAAGGUGGUCAGGUCUCACAGCCGGGAAUGUCUACAACAGAGGAUUCUACAGCGUUCUCUCCCCUGAAGACAGGCGAAGAAGAAGAGCAGGGUCGCAAUCUGGAAGAACCAGCACACCGGGGUAAUGAAGAAUCCCCCAGGCUGUCGGCUGCCCCUUCCAGCAGCAAUGAGAAGUUAUCCAGCUCUCCAUCAUUCUGUACUGAAUGUUAUGACUCGGAUCGGCCUAUAAGUGUCAUCUCUUCAGCAUCCUCUGGCUCACUCCGAGAAGGCCGUGAACUCUAUGAGAGCACCAGCAGCAGACCAGUGGGAGAGGAGCAGUCCGAUAACUGGUCGUCCGGUGUAGACAUGGAGUUGGUAUCUACUGCUGCUGGGAGUCUGCAGGCCACCUACCGGGAGAGGCAGAGUGGUUUAAAAAACACCCACACCACUAACAGCAGUAACGGACGCAGCCGUCUUGUGUCAAGGUCCCUUUCGCCGUUCGGAACCAAAGUUAGUGCUAUCACUCAUAAACUGAGCUAUGUGGAACGUGUAGUGCUGGAGCUUAUAGAGACGGAAAGGAUGUAUGUCCAGAAUUUACGCAGUAUUGUAGAGGAUUAUCUGGGAGGCAUCAUUGACCAACCAGAGCUGCCCAUGAAGCCCGAACAAGUCAGUGCUCUCUUUGGAAACAUUGAGGAUAUUUAUGAAUUAAACAGUGAACUUCUCCAAGACCUUGAUAGUUGCAGUGAUGACCCUGUAGCGGUGACCAGCUGCUUUGUUGAAAAGAGCCAGUACUUCGAUAUUUACACCCAGUACUGUAACAAUUACCCAAACUCUGUGGCAACCCUCACUGAAUGCAUGAGGAACAAAGUCCUGGCAAAGUUCUUCCGGGAGAAGCAGGAGAUGCUGAACCAUUCACUUCCAUUAGGAUCCUACCUCUUAAAGCCAGUACAAAGGAUACUGAAAUACCACCUUCUGCUGCAGGAAAUAGCCAAGCAUUUUGAUGUGGAUAAAGAAGGGUAUGAGGUGGUGGAGGAAGCCAUAGAGACUAUGACUGGGGUGGCCUGGUACAUCAAUGAGAUGAAGAGAAAGCAUGAACACGCUGUACGCCAGCAGGAAAUCCAGUCUUUGCUGCUAAACUGGAAAGGCAUGGAUCUCACCACGUAUGGUGAGCUGGUUCUGGAGGGGACGUUCCGCGUACAGCGUGCUCGCAGUGAGAGGACAUUUUUCCUGUUUGAUAAAGCUCUACUAAUCGCCAAAAAACGUGGAGACCACUUUGUUUACAAAACCCAUAUUCCGUGUUCUAGCCUGAUGCUGAUUGAGAGUACAAGAGACUCCCUCUGCUUCACUUUAACACACUAUAAGAACAACAAACAACAACACAAUGUGCAGGCCAAAACCGUGGAGGAGAAACGUCUCUGGACUCAUCACAUCAAGAAACUUAUAUUAGAGAACCACCAUGCAAUUAUCCCGCAGAAGGCCAAGGAAGCGAUUCUAGAAAUGGACGCAAUUUAUCCUGGACGGUACCGAUACAGCCCAGAAAGAGUGAGGAAAACCAUGUCUGUGAUUGAUCCUACUGUCACACAUCGGUCAGGGCGCAGGCAGUCUGAACCAGCUAAGCAUAUUUUGAAGCAAUUGGGCGAGAAAGUGGGCUUAAAGCACGCAGGCAGUGAUGGAGCACUACUGGACUUUGUGGACAUCCUUCAGCCCAGUAUCGGCAGCCUGGCACCCAACUGUGAGCACAUCCAGGCUGAGGGAGAUGAGGAGGAGCCACCUAGCGCAGAGAUGAGUAGAGGUUCAGGGGCAGAGCUCAGUGCCUCUGAGGAGGAGGAUAUACAGUUGGGAGAUGAUGACCAGAGCAGGGAUUCGGGUCAGCAUGAUACAUCAAAAGGAUUUAAAAGGCAAAACAGUGAGACUUCUGGGAACCCUGAGAAAAGGAGGAGCGUGGAAGUCACAGCAUAUAACCAGGAGGUGCUGGUUGAGACUAAAAAAAAUCAUUCUGAAUCGGAAGAGGUUUAUGUUGCUGAGCUGAUCAGUACAUCUGAAAUUGUAUUGGAAAGUCCUGUAGCUCCGACUGAUAACCAAGCAUUGGAAGAAGAGAGCGAUACAUAUUCUUAUUCCCAUGACCCUUUGAAUAAUGGAGUAACUGAGAAUGCAGAAGACUUAAAGACCUUUAGCAGUGAGGAGGAUGAAGAGGAAGCAACCGUUGAUGAUUCCACCAGCAUCCUUCCUCCAUCUGUAUUGGAUCAAGCCAGUGUGAUUGCCGAAAGGUUCAUAAACAACAUCUCUAGACGAAGCAGUUUGGUUUUGGAGGAUGGAAAAGUCAUUGGCUACAUAACUCCAAGGCUUACAAGCAGGAGCAGCAGUCUAUUAAGCCUGGAUUGUUCAGAUAGAAUUGUCUAUCAGAAUGGGUCCUCUGAAUUUCAAAACACUCAGAAAGAUGUUCUGUCUGAUGGUGAGAGAGUGAAUACUGAUCUUCCACUCAGUAAGGUUAAUUCUGCAGAAAAUGUGUUUGAGGAAAAAGAAAGAGCCACUUGUAAGCGCAGAGAGUCCAUUCUCUCCUACCAAGAUAGGCAACUCCUUGACAAGAUUAAAACAUACUAUGACAAUGCAGAACAUCAGGAUGCAUCUUUUAGCAUCAAGCGCAGAGAAAGCUUGACUUACAUUCCUACCGGCUUGGUCAGAAACUCUGUAUUUAAGAUUAACAGUCUGCCUAGAUAUGAUGGCAACCAGGGUUCUCUAGAGAGGCAAAGAAUGAGCAGCUCUUCCAGUAAUGCCAGUAUUGGGAACAGCAGACCAGUCUCAUGGUCAGAUGUUCUCACUUCCACUAAAGAGGGGGAAACGGAACAAUCCGGUCGCCAUACACAGCAUCCUGUUCCUGCAGCUGAGAGCAGGAUCCCAGAUCAGCAGGUAACAAUAACCGAUGAUGAGUUUAAAUCCCCUGUGGAGAUGAUAAAAGUCUGGGAAGAAAUGGAAAAGGAGAGAGGUUGGAAAGAAAAAGAUCAUCAGGAAGUUAGCGUUGGCACGAAAGUUACAUCAACCAGCUAUCAAGACAAAAUACUAAGAUCACUACAAAAUGAACCUCAUGAGCCACUAAUAAUACUGGAAGAGAGUGAUCUCAGUACUAUAACCGAGGAAUCCCAAGCUCCUACACCGGAGAGCACAUCUCCUCACCGGCUCAUAAAUCCAACCAAUGACCUGGUCUUUAAUGAUCAGGACUACAAAACCCCCAUCAAGCUCCAUCCCACAAUUAUGCAACUUGCCAACUGUAUGGAGGGAGAUAUGUCAGAGAAAAUGAAGAACAAGGUAUAUCAACUAGCCAGACAGUACAGCCAGAGGAUUAAGUGCAACAAGCCAGUUCCGCACAGGCGUCUGAGGGACAUAGAGGAGGAUAUGAGAAGAAGCAGCCUUCCAUCUGUACAAGAGGAGAAAGUGGAUGAGAAAUGUAAACUGAAGCCUGCGUUAUCUAUCCCUACCUACGAUCACAUAGUUCUACAAGAACAUAGUCCAACAACUCCCACAACCUCCAUAUACAAUGACAAAUCCCCCAAGCGCCUAUCAUUUACGUCUGGUGACAGCCCACAUUCAUCUUCCCCUGUAAGCUUUGACUGCAAAAGCCCACUUAGUCCAGUGAACACAGAAAAAUUCCACUGGCCAGAUGUUCGAGAACUAAGAUCCAGGUACACCAGUACAGCUAAGAGUGGCAAAUCCAUUCCGGUCAACAGGAGCCAAUCUGUGCCGGAUAGGAUGAUGGAACGCAAUAUGGACAAUCCAUCUCACACACAAAAUAAAGAGUUAUGUCAUUCAUACAGCAUGAAUCUAAAACAUUCUGACAGUGUGAACGGAAUCGCAGAAGAAGAAGAAGAAGAAGAAGAAACAUAUUCGGGCAAAACACCCAACAUGAAUGGGGGAACAGAGAUGCUGCAGAACAACAAGAACGCUGAGCUAACCAUAGCUGACUGUUAUUACAUCAGUGCAGAAGCUCCUCUGGAUAACAACAAAAAGGUUAUAAUUAUGGAAAAGAUUCCAGCAGCUUCUAUGUAUGAUCUGGAAAAUGAUGACACCUAUGUUCAUAUCAGAUCGCCUACCACCAGAGAGAAGAUUUCACUUAAAGCCGUGGUUGAGCGGUGCAAAGCUUACCAGGAGUCUGAGGAAUACAGAGCCAGGGAAGAUCUCUCCAAGACGGAUAGUUCCACGGAUACUGUAUGUAAACAAUCAAAGCCAGACCCGCAACUAUUGACAAGUGGCGAUGCGGCUCAUCAAAACAGAGUCAAAAACUUGAGAGCCAAAUUCCAGACUAUGAAUUCAAGCAGCUCCAAAAACUCUGAGGUGCACUAACCUUUCAUAGACCUGAUUUAUUAUUCUUUGUGCACAAAUUCAAAACAGACUUUCAUAGGGAGGGUCUUUUUAAGAAAAUAUAGGAUUUCAUCCUCGGUAGUUUUAUCACCACUACAGGAGUAUGCUGCAUUACUGUGCACAGAAGGGCUGCUGGGAGUAUUUAAAUUAUAAACUGAACAUACUCUGUAUAUAAUGUACUACUUGUUAUAUUAUGACCGUGGUGUAUAUUUGCAUUAAAUACUAGCCUAUAGAUUAAUUAAAAAGAAAAAAAGUAUAUGGAUUAUUAUACAUGCUCCCCCCUUUUUGUUUUUAUAGAAAUAACAUUUGAGAUGUUGUGACUCCGCCUACUGCCUGCACAGCAUUACUAGAAUGUACUGUCACUUGCACGUUAAGGGUUCUGUCUGUCUAGCUGUGGUUAAAAUCAAGACUUUGGGCAGAGCUUAAGCUGCAAAGCUGUAAUAGAGCAUCACUAUAUGUUUUCCAUAUUAUUUAUUUGUCCCUUUUUUUCCUAUAAUUGGAUAUCUUUGCCUGUAAUUUUCCUCUGUAAUGUAAAUAUAAUGAAACCUAUAAAGCUAUUUGCAGUAAUGCAUCACA